Molecule: messenger RNA, 907 nt
Organism: Cheilinus undulatus (humphead wrasse)
Lineage: Eukaryota; Metazoa; Chordata; Actinopteri; Labriformes; Labridae
Product: C-factor-like
Exons: 6
Coding region: 10-783 (257 amino acids)
Source: RefSeq, a predicted model, not a curated record
ACGAAGGAAAUGGCAGCCAAAGCAGUGAGCGUUCUUAUCACAGGAGCCAACAGGGGCCUGGGCCUGGAAAUGGUGAAACAAAUGCUGGACGGUCCCACACCAGUGGGAAAGCUGUUCGCCUGUUGCAGAGACCCAGAUGGACCCAAAGCUGAGGCCUUGCGAAAGCUGGCAGCGAAGCAUCCCAACAUCAUCCACAUGAUUCGUAUGGACGUCAGUGACCUUUGCAGCAUAAAAGAGAGCGUUCAGCAGGUGCUCUCUGUGGUUGGGAAGGAGGGUCUCAACCUGCUCAUUAACAACGCAGGGAUCCUGACCAAAUUCACCCUGCAAGAUAGUACUCAAGAGGACAUGCAAAAUGUCUUCAACACCAAUGUCAUUGGCCCUAUGAACAUCCUUAAAGAGUUUUUGCCUCUCCUGAAGGAUGCAGCGAAGGCCAGUAAAAUACCAGGGAUGUCCUGCAAAAAAGCAGCUGCUGUAAGCAUCAGCUCUUGUCUGGGAUCAAUGGAAAUGGUACCACUGACGUAUGCCGUCUUUACUGCCAUCUCAUAUCGUGUCAGCAAGGCUGGUCUGAACAUGCUGAGUCUGUGUGCUGCAGAGGAGCUGAAGGAGGAUGGGAUCCUGUUUUCUUUGUUGCACCCUGGUUGGGUGCGCACUGACAUGGGGGGAGAGGAUGGGGAGAUUGAUGUCACAGAGAGUGUGGAGGGAAUGCUUCGUGUGCUGGCUUCACUGACUGAGAAGCAGAAUGGAGCCUUCCUGGAUUACAAAGGCGAUACUGUCCCCUGGUAGCUCAAAAUUAUACAGUCCUCAAGCAGUGAAUCACUACAUGAACCCAAGUGAAAUAAAGAACCUCAGAAGUUACUUUGCCUUUAUUCUACUCAUUUUUUCAUUAAUAGGACUAACACUGACAAGU